CUCUUCUUUCUCUCUCUUCUAUUCUUCUCCACUUUCCUCAGUCUUUUAUGGCUGCCCGCCUCUAUGAGAAUUUCUGAGUAAAAAACAAUUAGUGGGUCGGCGCUGGAUAAGCAUUUUGGCCUCUCUCUUUUUGGUUGUCAAGAAAAGAUACCCCAUUACCCACUGAAAAAAGAAAAAGAUAGUUUUUGUUUCUAAGCAUGUGUUUAAGUUGAAUUUGGUGUAAAUUUGAUCUGGGUUUUGCUAAAAAAGUGUGAUAUUUUGGACCCUUUUGUCAGAAAAUUAUUUUUAAUAGUGCGGUGCUGAAACCUUGACAUUGUUGAAGGAGCUUAUUAGUUACUGGUUUUGUUCUUGAAGAUUGACAGCCUUACCAAGUUUCCGAUUCUGAAAGUUGGAGAGGUUUAACUAUCUGGGCUGGUUCUUUCUUUGGAGGGAAGAAGAGCACUUCUCCACAUGAGAGCUUUUUGCGAAGAAUUUUUUAUUACCUGUUUAAAGCUUUUCUCAAAAAACGAAGGCUAUAAUAUCUUGACAUCCAAGGAAAGUUUUGGUGCCCUGAACUUCACUCUGUUACAAAGCUUUAGAUUUUGAAACUGGAAUCUCUGGACUAAUCUGCACUAGAUUUCUCCAGCAGCAUUAUUCUUUUCGAGCUUAACGAAUUUCGACUCUAUCUAAGCGAGAGAUUGGGAAGGAGGCAUAUAAAUCUUUUUAAGGGAAAGAAAAUCGUUGAUUUGAUAUGGCUAAGAGGUCUCAGAGACGCGCGGUGCGGUAUGAGAAAGAUCAGUCAGGGUGUAUGUGGGGUUUUAUUAGUAUAUUUGACUUCCGCCAUGGCCGCUCUACUCGUAAGUUGAUUACCGAUAGGAGGCAUGGAAGCAAGCAUGCUAUUGGAACUGGGAUUACAAAGAAUAAGUUUGAAUUAUUGGGUAACUUGGAAGAGCAUUGUCAAGGCACCAAUGCAGAUGGUGAAAGAAGGACAGCAGCAACUUUAACAUCUGAUACAGUUAAGCCUAGUGUCAAGAAACUCAUAGAAGAAGAGAUGGUUAACGAGCAGGGCUUGAAGAAAGAGACUAGGGAUACUGCAGUGGAACCUAAGUAUUCAGAUUCUGCUUAUGAAGGUGAUGUAAGGACGGACCAUAAGAGGAUAAAGAAGACUCGCAAGAAAAGCCGUGAUAUGGACACCCAAAAUCUGAAUGUCGCUCAAAAUGUGCAAUCUGAGUGCUCUUGUAAACAUAAUGCUUACCAACAACCUAUGAAAGAUCUAGCUAUAGAUGAGAUAAUGGAAGAGUUCUCUCGCCGGAUUCACCAAAAAAGUGUUAGUUGCACUAAGGAUGGUCUGAAUGGUGAAGCUCCUGAGCUAUCAACCGACAGGCAUUCUGAUUUUGAAGAGAAAUUGAACGGCGUAAUUAAGGAGUUCAUAAUUCAGAAGUUUACCGAUGGGAAACAUCUCAAGGAAGACCAGAAGAUCCAUCUCCAAUUCAGAGAACUCAUGGAUAAACUACAGCUCACAAGCUCAGAUGAGGAAUUGUUUAUGAAGCUCUUACAAGAUCCACAAUCUUUGUUAGUCAAGUAUGUUCAAAGCUUGCAGGACUCUCAAGUGGAGAAAGAUGCAGAAUGCAAGCCCAUUGGAGGAUCCGACUUCUCAGAACAGAAGCUUGUCAAUUCAACAAAAUCUGAAGAUGUUGUCAAUAAUAAACAUCGCUCCUUUUUCAGGAGGAAGACCAAGUCUCAGGAAAGAAACCAGUUGGAGGAAAAUGAACACCCUGACAUUUUGAGUAAAAUUGUCAUUUUAAAGCCUGGGCCAACGGGUUUGAGAAAUUCUAAAGAUGAAAGUAGCCUCGGCCAAUCCAAAGAGUAUCAUGAUAUUGUCAGAAGUAAAGAACCAAGUGAUAGAAUUGGAUCCCACUUUUUUCUUUCUGAAAUUAAAAGAAAAUUUAAGCAUGCUAUGCGAAAACAACAAGAAAUACCAGGAACUGGAAUUUCAAGUAGUUCUUCCACCGCUCAUCAGUCUAAGGGAAAUAGUGAAAAGGGAGUUGGGAAGGGAAAUGUGGGAAGAAAUUCUCCUACUAAAGAUCAUUUCUAUAUUGAAAGAAUUGCUAAACCUUCCAGUGGUCCCAGGAAAGUGGACAAGGUUAAUAAAAUGAGUGAAAUAAGUAAACACGAAACUGAUGCUUUUCCCAGUGAAAGGAUGUCUAGUAUCUAUGUCGAGGCCAAGAAACAUCUCUCUGAGUUGCUUAGCAAUGGAGAUGGUGCAGACUUAUCAAACCGGCAGAAUCCUAAGACCCUGGGGAGGAUUCUUUCUCUUCCCGAGUACAGUGUUUCUCCUAAUGGUAGCCCUAGAAAGGACUGGGAGAAUAGCUUUGUGACUGCACAAAUGAGAUUUUCUUCCCAAGACAAAUAUCAAAUGAUCAAUGAGAACAGAUGCUCUUCCAAACCAGAAAACAAUGUCAGUCCUCUAGGUAGGGAAGCAGAAAAUUUAGAGAGUAAUUCACCUGUUGCUGGCAGCAGCCUUGAUCAUAAAGUAGUUUCUCCUAACUCAAACACUGGUAUGUCUGAUGAUAUUGCUCAUGAAAUUGAAGUAGAAGAAGCAGUUAUUUCCAUUAAAGAGAAUAUCAGUUGUGAAGGUGAUUCAGAGUUUGUAAAGGAAAUUAGCAUUACUUCAGAUGGUCCCUGUGAACCAUGUAGUUCUUCCACUGCAAGGGAUAACCAGAGUGGUGAUGUUCCUGUCACCUGCGAUUCUCUUUGCUUGAAACUGGAUUUACAUGAAGAGAUCCAACCCCAAUCUUCUCCACCUGGGUCCCCUUCCAGGUCUUUCGCUUCCAGAAAGGUUGCAGAUUCAGAAAGUUCUAUCGAUAUACCAGAGAGGCCAAGUCCUGUUUCAGUUCUUGAGCCUCUAUUUGGGGAGGAUGAUAUUAGCCCUGCAAACUCCAUAUCUCAACCUGUCAACUCAACAAUACAACCUCUACGAAUUGAAUUUGAAGAUCCUGGUUCUCCACCUGCUGCUGAUGAAGCUCGCAGUGGAAAAAGAUUAUUGGAAGACAAGGAGUCAAUAUGUGCCUAUGCAAAAGCUUUGAUGCAAGCAUCUGGCUUGGACUGGGAUGAAAUAUGUAUAAAGUUGCUUUCCUCAGACCAACUACUUGAACCAUCAUUGGUUGAUGAGGUUGAGUUUUUCUCCAACAAACUCUGCUGUGAUCAGAAGCUUCUCUUUGACUGUAUGAACGAGGUCCUUGUGGAAGUUUGUCAAUACUAUUUUGGUUCCUCUCCUUGGCUAUCAUUUGUUAAACCUAGUGUAUGCCCAAUCCCAGACAUGACAAAUGUUAUUCUUGUGGUUUCUAAAGGAGUUUAUUGGCAUCUUCUUCAACUGCCUUUGCCUCAUAGUCUGGACCAGAUUAUCAGAAAAGAUAUGGCAAGAACCGGAACAUGGUUGGACACUCGGUUUGAUGCUGAAACCAUUGGUUUUGAUCUGGGCGAAACCAUUCUUGAAGACUUAGUGGAAGACACCAUAUUUAGUUGUGUAAAUGAAAGUUGAGAAAGCGAACAUGGUUUGCUUCCAGAGUUGGGGGAAAACGCAAGAACUGUCGACUUGUAGAAGACAACUAGCAUUUUGUUCAUACUCGAAGUCUGAAACUGACCCACAUUGCGUCACAAUGCCAUUCUAUUUUGUUCAUUGGGGGGAUGGACAACUAAUUUGAUCUGAUAAGAAGAGAAGGCCUUGUGUUGCUACUUGAAACAUCCUGGAUAUCGUUUAUCUAAGCUUUUCUUCUAACUUCGUGUAAUGAAUCAAUCUGUACAGAAUCUGCCGUAUCAAAGAAUAAGGGGUCAUGGGCAUUUCUAGGUGUUGUGUUUAUCAACCUAUAUAUCCUUCAUGGGAAGGAGGGUCAGAAAAUCCAGUUCCACAGUGUUCCUUUCAUCAACAUAAACAAUGCUUUUUUCUUUAGGAUAACAAUGGUUAAUGGUGUCGACUGUCUAAUUUGAUCGGUGAGGCAGCUAGCUAUGUAGAUUUUGUAGAGUUUUGCAGUGUUCAUGUGUUAGUUGAGGGUGUGUUUAUUUUGUUUGAUUGAUUCUUUCUUCUUUGUGUUUAGUUCUUGUGCCUUUUCUGGUUUUGUGUUUUGCAAAGCUCGUUUAUCCGGGAUUGUGUGAAUUGUUACUAGGAAAUGUAAUAAAGAGAAAAUAAAAUAAUUUUAAUGCACUUCCAUUUAAUAA
Messenger RNA from Humulus lupulus (European hop), 4194 nucleotides. RefSeq lists its product as uncharacterized. Lineage: Eukaryota; Viridiplantae; Streptophyta; Magnoliopsida; Rosales; Cannabaceae. Bases 731 to 3520 code for a protein of 929 amino acids. The transcript has 8 exons. The record is from RefSeq and is a predicted model, not a curated record.